AUGCUAAGCAGGGAAAGCUUGAGAACCGAGUCGGGAUUGGACAUAGAGGAAAUCCUCAAGAUGAAGCUCGGAACCAUCAUAGAAGAACCAGAGGUGUGUGAGGACAAUGGAAAGGUCAUCAUAGAAGAACCAGAGGUGUGUGAGGACAAUGGAAAGGCAACAACGCAUAGAUGCAUGGCCAAGAAUGGAAAGAAGAUUCAAUUGAAGGUCAAAAUGGGCUGCCUAUUUAAACCUCAAUUCAGCCUUAAGGAUUCCUAUGUGCUGUUCAUGAUUGGGCUUGCUUCCAAAGGUAGCUUGGCUGGGCUAGCUCAAUUUUAA
Messenger RNA from Ilex paraguariensis (yerba mate), 318 nucleotides. NCBI's taxonomy places the organism in Eukaryota, Viridiplantae, Streptophyta, Magnoliopsida, Aquifoliales, Aquifoliaceae. The record is from the annotation of a GenBank genome assembly.